AUGUCCGCCACUGCGCCCUCACCGCCUUCCACCGCCGCCGCGUCCGCCUCGUCCGUCGUCUCUGCAGUCUCGUGCGCCUCCGUCGCGCCAGCACCCGACGCACCGGCUGCGGCGCUGCGCCUGCCGCUGCCGCCUUCCGCCUCGGCCCCAGCGUCACUCGCCUGGACGGCGCCGCGGCUGCCCGUCGAGCUGCGCCUGCUCAUCGUCGCGCAUGCUCUCAACGCCCUCCUUGCCAUGCCCUGGCCGCGUCCGGGCGGCGCGCUGGCGCUGGCUCUUGUCGAGCGAGCCACCGUUUGGCCAGUGCUCUGCGUGCUGCUGCGUGCGCCGCGCCUGGCCAGCGAGGCUGCCGUGCGCAAUCUCGACGCUCAGAUGCGCGCCGAGCCCUUCCUCAGCGCUGCUCACCGCACUCGCCGUCUGCUCGUCAGUCGCUUCGACACCUAUCCGGUGUUUGAUACACACCUCGACCGCUUAGAGCUCAGUCUGGCAGACGUCGAGCUGGCCGACGACGCGCUCCUGGCCUCGCUGCUCGCACGCUUCCCACAUCUCGCCUCGCUCACGGUCUUCGACUCGCCGCGAGCGCUGGAGCACCACUGGCCACCGGCUCUGAGCGCGCUCACCUGCCUGUGCAUCAAUCUCGAUAGUGAGCAACCUGGCUCCCCAUCGGCGCUUCUCGCUGGCGAAACGUCUCUGCGCCGCCUGACGCUCCUCGGGCCGGGCCUGCACUUGUCGUGGCCGCUGUGCCAGCGCAUCGCCGCGCAACCUAUGUUGCAGGAACUUGUGCUGUUUCUGCCGGGAGGCCCAGUAGACGAUUUCGACCCCGCAUUUCUGUGGGACAGCGCGACGCUCCGCAAGGUCACCAUCGUAGUGCCUGUCCGCUCGGCCGUUCCCGACUCGAGUAUUGUGUGGAUCGAGUUGAUGUUGAGACGGCUCAGGAUUCAAGGGCAGCAGCUGGAGAUCUGCUUCGUCGUCUGCCGCCUUUCGGUAUCGCGCGAGAACACGCGCGGCCGACACGUCGAUGAAGAGCUGGGUCAGGCGCUCACGCAGGAGCGCGAGGACCUCUCCGAGCGGCUGCGACGAGUGACCGGUGUGGAUCCAGCCACGGACAUGUCCACCUGGGAGGCCGAUGAGCGCUCGAUCUUCGAGUGGACCCUGGCAUGCUGUGCCGACGGCCUGCGCUUCUUCGCUCCGACGUCAAACGCUUGCGACGGGCGAAUUUUUACUGCUGAUCCGUGGUGCGCCGGUCUUGACCACGGCCGGCUCGAGGCGCCUGCGCAGCCCUUCAUUCUCGAGCUCGACGGCGAUGACUGUGAUGCCGACGCGGCGACGCGCGCCGCACAUGCGCAAAAGAUAGACGACCAUUUCGAAAUGAUUUGCGAGGUGCAGCAGUGGGUGGUGCCGGAGUGAGGGUAGCGG
This is a messenger RNA of Tilletiopsis washingtonensis, 1413 nucleotides long. RefSeq lists its product as hypothetical. The coding region runs from base 1 to 1404 and encodes 467 amino acids. The record is from RefSeq and is a predicted model, not a curated record. Lineage: Eukaryota; Fungi; Basidiomycota; Exobasidiomycetes; Entylomatales. The transcript has a single exon.